GAUAGUUGUUUACCUUUUUUCCCCAAAAAAAGAAACAUUUACAAUUUUAGCAACUUUUUAGUUUAAAUUAAUUACCAAAUGGUCCAUUACCAAUGGCUAGAGGUCCGCAACUUAAGGGCAACUAAAAUGUAAGCGUACAUCCUGCGCAGGAUUCCACAUCGCACUUGCCCCAGUUCCUGGCGGCGCACUUUAAUUAGCCAAUUGUGCCGGAUCACUCAUGGAUCAGGACAGGGAAAAGGAGCAGGAGGAGCAGCUCAUGGAGAUGGAGCCGAAGCAGGAGGUGGUGGACGUGGCGCAGUCUUAUAUAACGCGGGCCAAGAUGAAUCCUGCCAAGAAGGAUAACGAGAAGCGGCGACGCAAGGAUGCAAUGAGAAGGGUCUCGAUGAUAUUGCGGAAAUGCGACUCGCUGCGCUCCACGGAGGACAGGCAGUUCCUGGACAAGCACCCCGAAAUGGUGAAGGCCACCAAGAAGCGCAAGGAGCGCGUGGAGAUCUACAAGGAGCGGGUGGUGGAGCGCGAGGAUGCGCCGCACGUGAUCGAGGCGAAGGUGGAGCAGCUGGCCAACAUCAUUUCGCAGGCCAAGCACCUGGUUUGCUACACGGGAGCCGGGAUAAGCACGGCCGCCCUGAUUCCCGACUAUCGCGGCAGCCAGGGCAUCUGGACGUUGCUGCAGAAGGGCCAGGAGAUCGGCGACCAUGAUCUGUCCAGCGCGAAUCCAACCUACACGCACAUGGCCCUGUACGAAAUGCAUCGCCGGCGACUGCUGCAUCAUGUGGUGUCCCAGAACUGCGAUGGCCUGCACCUGCGAUCCGGUUUGCCCAGGCAUUCCUUGUCCGAGAUCCACGGGAACAUGUAUGUGGAGGUGUGCAAGAACUGUCGGCCGAACAGCGUUUAUUGGCGUCAAUUUGAUACCACGGAAAUGACCGCCCGCUACUGCCACAAAACCCACCGCCUGUGCCAUCGCUGCUCGGAGCCUCUGUACGACACUAUUGUGCAUUUCGGGGAGCGAGGGAACAUCAAGUGGCCACUGAAUUGGGCGGGAGCCACGGCGCAUUCAGAGCGAGCCGAUGUGAUCCUGUGCCUCGGUUCCAGUCUCAAGGUGCUCAAGAAAUACACGUGGCUGUGGCAGAUGGAUCGACCUGCGCGCCAGCGGGCCAAGAUCUGUGUGGUCAACCUGCAGUGGACGCCCAAGGAUGGCAUUGCCAGCAUUAAGAUCAAUGGGAAAUGCGAUCGGGUGAUGGCCCAACUAAUGCACCUACUUCACAUUUCAGUGCCCGUCUACACGAAGGAAAAGGAUCCAAUAUUUGCACAUGCUACGCUGCUGAUGCCCGAGGAACUGCACACGCUGACGCAGCCGCUGCUGAAAAAUGCCGACGAGGAGGAGGCCUUCACCACCACAACCGAGGAAACGCAGGACUCGACCAUCUCCAGUGAGAGCUGUAGCUACAACUACAGCGAUCUGCCAAUCGGAAAGGGUCCCCGCAUCCGCACGCCCAUAAAAAACGGACGAAGGGUUAAGACCAACCUGGAGCUGCGCCAGAAAUUUAAGCUCAUCAAUGGCCAGGACGAGGAGAUUAAGGUGGAGACGGUGGACACAAAUGGAGAGGUUAAAACGGAGAUUGACGCCAUCCCUUCGCAGAAGCAGGAGUCGUUCAUUAAAAUAGAGACUGAAGUGAAACUGGAGGAAACCGAGAGCCAGCAGGAGCUGCAUCUUCUGGAGCUGCUGCCCAAGCUGGAGCCCCUUUCCCUCAAGGAAGAGACGGAGGAAGCAGCGAACAAUGGUUUCCUGGAGCUGCCCAAACUAGUCGCCAUACAAAAAACUCAUGUGGAAAACGUGAGCGCGCAACCAAUUGAGCUGAGAUUAGAGCCACUUCAACUGCCACCGCUGGUGCCCAUAGGAGCACCAUUGUCCACUCCCUUCGUAGAACCCAAAAUGGUUCUGCCACCUGCCUUUCAGUCGCUCAACGUUCAGAUUAAGAGCGAAAACGACGGUGACUCCUCUACAGAGAACGAGAACGAAGAGGAGGAGGAGGAGGAAAGCGAGCUGGCCCAGGUGGAUUUGCUGAGGCAGAACAACGACGAGGAGUUGCUGCGCCAACUGCCCUCGUGGUACGAUGCCAAGUACGCUUACUCGGGUCUGCACAGCAUUCUAAUACCGCCGCCGGCGGAUCUCAAUAUCUGGAACUCCCAGGUGGUGCCGAACUUUGCGAUGAACCGAUCCGCCGCCAGUUGCGACUUCUGUUUCGAUCGGUACGCCGAACUGGAGUGUCAGUUCUAUCGCCGUUGGAACCUCAGUCAGCGCAAGCACAAGAAACGAGCCAGGAGCGGUCGGUUCGUGGUCUGCGAGUGCUGUCCCACGUCCGACGACGACGAUGAUUACGAUGAGAAUAUAUCCUUGGCCCACAUUGCGGCGGCGGAGACGGCCAAGCGAAGGCAGCAGCUGAGCACGAGUUUCCCCCGCAAACUGGCGCGCACCCAGGCGGGAUGGUAUGGCAAGGGCUACAAGAAGGGACGGAAGCGAAGAUAGAGGGCCGGAUAUGGAUUCUAUGGCCGUGAUCCUUCCCCCAGAAACAAGGACAAGUCGAUUUGCAGAUAUCGACCUGUCCCUUACGAGACACAUGCUCGCUUCAAUAGUAUUUUAGCUAUAGGAUCAUAAGUCAUAGCAUAGAUGGUAGCAUAGGGUUCUUUUUAUUUAUGCGUUUUUUUAACAUGUCCGUUUCCUUGUCCUUUUAGUUGAUAUUUUUAAUGUAAUGUAAUGUCCCUCAGU
This is a messenger RNA of Drosophila takahashii, 2767 nucleotides long. RefSeq names its product sirtuin 7 (gene Sirt7). The record is from RefSeq and is a predicted model, not a curated record. NCBI's taxonomy places the organism in Eukaryota, Metazoa, Arthropoda, Insecta, Diptera, Drosophilidae. Gene Ontology annotation, molecular function: histone H3K18 deacetylase activity, NAD-dependent; NAD+ binding. Gene Ontology annotation, cellular component: nucleus; chromatin.